UCAAGGCGUUUGUUACCAAACAGGUGACACGCGUGGCAAUCAAGAUCCCCAAUUGGCAGUAAUGCUGACGCUGCUAAUCAGAGAGCACACGAGGUUGGCUUACGACCUGGCAGCGAUUAAUCCCCACUGGAAUGACGAGAGAUUGUUCCAGGAGAGCAGACGCAUCGUUAUCGCCGAGUAUCAGCAUAUCACUUAUCAAUAUUGGCUGCCCCUUGUCAUUGGUGAGAUUAUGCCCUUGUACCAUUGGAAGGCUAUAUUUCAGUCCAUAGUGAGAAAACGAAAAAGAUACUGUAAAGACCACAAGAUCUGCCCUGUCAGCGAGGAGUUAUCGCACAACUAUAAUGAAAAAAUCAACCCGAGCACGAUGAAUGGCUUCACAACCGGUGCAUUUAGAUUUCUGCACUCUCUAGUCGACGGAAACAUAAGUCUAGUCACGAAGAACAACAGUAUCUUUCAGACUUUACGGCUGAGCGACUAUUACUUCCGGCCCUCUAUCGUCGAGACUGACUUUAACUUCGAGUCUCUCUUGCGGGGCCUUGUACUUCAGCGGGCGCAAAAAGCUGAUUCUAAUUUCCAUCCAGAAAUAUCCGAGUACUUGUUCCGCUUGGUCGAUGAAUUCGGUAUGGAUCUCCUGGCACUUGACAUACAACGCUCGAGAGACCACGGUAUUCCCGGCUACAAUGCCUACCGACAAAUCUGUGGCCUCGAGACUGCCAAGGACUUUCACGGACUUAUCAAUGAAAUCUCGUUGAAUAAUAUCGAGAGGUUGCAUACUGUCUACAAGCACGUCAAUGAUAUCGAUCUGUUAGUUGGUAUCACGAUGGAGAACCGAAUGCCUGGCAGUUUGGUUGGACCGACAGGUAGAUGUCUCAUUGGAGAACAGUUUUAUAGAUCGAGAUACGGCGAUAAGUAUUUCUAUGACAAUGCCAAUUUCCCGCAUUCUUUCACGCCUGAACAAUUCAAGGAAAUAAAAAAGGCCACUCUAGCUGUGAUGAUAUGCGAUCUCGGACAAGCUUUGACGGAAAUACAAAUGAAUCCAUUCAAAAUACCUAUCUAUAAGAAUACAGAGUCUUGUUCCCAUUUGCCGAGAAUAAAUUUGGAGCUAUGGAGGGAAUUAAUUGAAACAGAGUGAAUGCCUAUGUUCGGUCGUAAAUGUACAUAUAAUUAUUAUUAUUUAUAGCUGUUCGUGAAAGUAAAAUAAAUUGUAGAUUAGAUCUUAUAGUAAAUAAAAAUAAUACAAUGCAAUUUCGCACAUUACGUCAUGAUUGUUCGAAAAGAAAACCUACGAAAUUUGUAUCACAAAUCACGCACAUUAAAACUGCACUAUUGU
Phymastichus coffea is the source of this 1330-nucleotide messenger RNA. RefSeq names its product peroxidase-like. The record is from RefSeq and is a predicted model, not a curated record. Gene Ontology annotation, molecular function: peroxidase activity; heme binding. Gene Ontology annotation, biological process: response to oxidative stress. Bases 62 to 1132 code for a protein of 356 amino acids. NCBI's taxonomy places the organism in Eukaryota, Metazoa, Arthropoda, Insecta, Hymenoptera, Eulophidae. The transcript has 8 exons.